Haliotis rufescens (red abalone) is the source of this 7209-nucleotide messenger RNA. RefSeq names its product autophagy-related protein 9A-like. The record is from RefSeq and is a predicted model, not a curated record. The transcript is spliced from 21 exons. Gene Ontology annotation, biological process: autophagy of mitochondrion; protein localization to phagophore assembly site. Lineage: Eukaryota; Metazoa; Mollusca; Gastropoda; Lepetellida; Haliotidae. The coding region runs from base 269 to 2590 and encodes 773 amino acids. Gene Ontology annotation, cellular component: autophagosome; phagophore assembly site.
AUAAUGGAUAAAAUUUACUAAAGCCUACGAGGAUAUUGGAAAGGUAUAGAAGCAAUACAAAUAUUAGCCACUGCAGCUAAGCUAAGGUAUCUAAGGAUGUGCCAAGGAUUGGCUAAAGAAACAAGCGAUGUGGCAAAUAUACUUACCAGCACCGCGUUAUAUCCCGAGGAAGAAGUUUGAUAUUUUUACAAUGAAUGAAGUUCAUCAGGCUGACCUCUUGUUUCUUCCCCAUGAUAAGUACAACAGCAAGGAAUAGUUGACAUAGAAGAUGGCAGAGUACCAAACAGCAUACCAGGCUCUAACCUCCUAUGAUGAUGAGGAUACUGAUGAUAAUGACCUUCCAAUAAACGACCAUGAUGUAAUGAUACAUGUGGCUCCAGAGAGUAGCAAAGCUCGAUGGAAUCACAUUGAAAACUUGGAUGACUUCUUCAAUCGUGUUUACCAUUAUCAUCAGCGCCAUGGAUUCCUGUGUAUGGUACUGGAAGAAAUUCUACAACUUGUACAAUUUGUGUUUGUGGUUGUGUUCUCAACAUUCCUGAUUGAGUGCAUAAACUAUGAUGUUUUGUUUGCAAACAUUGCAUACAACCAUACGCACAAGGUGACAAUACCUGAAACAAUCUACCCGGUCAAACAGUGCUUCCACAGAUUUGACUUUUUCAUCGUAGUGUGUCUGAUCAUUGCCUCUAUUUUCUGGGUGUUCAGACUGAUAAAGGUUGUGUACAACAUCUUUAAAUACCUGGAGAUCCGAUGUUUUUAUCUAUCAGCACUGAAAAUAUCAACAACUGACCUUCCGAAUAUGACAUGGCAUGAAGUACAGAGAUGCUUGCUGGAGGUUCAGAAGGAACAGCAUCUGUGUAUUCACAAACAGGAGCUUAAUGAACUUGAUAUUAAUCAUCGUAUUCUGAGAUUUAAGAACUACAUGAUUGCAAUGGUGAACAAGUCAGUUCUUCCCCUGAAGUUCCACGUCCCUCUGCUGGGAGAAAGCACGUUUUUGAGCACUGGCCUGAAAUAUAACCUGGAAUUUAUCCUGUUCUGGGGUCCAUGGUCACCAUUUGCCAACAACUGGCACCUACGAGAUGACUUCAAGCAAAGUCACAAGAGACAAAUACUAGCAGACAGCUUGGCAUCAAAGAUUCUAUGGCUUGGUGUGUGUAACUUUCUGUUGUGUCCAGUCAUUUUCCUGUGGCAGAUCCUUUACCUCUUCUUCAGAUAUGCUGAGCUGAUAAAGAAGCAACCAAGUGCUUUAGGUGCCAGACGAUGGUCGAACUAUGCACGACUCUACCUACGACACUUCAAUGAGGUGGACCAUGCCUUUAUUGCCAGGUUAAAUCGAGGUUAUGGUCCUGCAUCAUACUACAUGACAAUUUUCACAACUCCUAUUUUGGUUAUCUUAGCAAAGAAUGUUGCAUUCUUUGCUGGGUCAGUCUUGGCAGUUUUGGCGUUGCUGACUGUUAUUGAUGAAGAUGUCCUAAGUGUGGAGCAUAUCCUUACCACCAUGACAGUAGCAGGUCUGAUUGUGACAGUAUGUAGCGCUCUUAUUCCAGAUGAGCAUGCUGUGUACUCACCUGAAAGGUUGAUGAAAAACAUUCUGGCUCACAUUCACUACAUGCCUAGUCAUUGGAAUGGCAAUGCCCACACAUACAAGGUGCGCGAUGAGUUUGCUCUGCUCUUCCAGUAUAAAGCCGUAUACCUUGUGGAAGAACUCCUGAGCCCCAUCAUUACACCAUUCAUACUUUGCUUCUGUCUGAGGAAAAAGGCACUGGAAAUUGUUGAUUUUUUCCGGAACUUCACAGUAGAGGUAGUUGGGGUUGGUGAUGUCUGCUCCUUUGCUCAGAUGGACAUUAGGAAACAUGGAAACCCACAGUGGGUUGCUGAGACUGAGACACUUGCCAACAAGUACCAUCAGGCAGAGGAUGGCAAGACAGAACUUAGCCUGAUGCAUUUUCAUCUUACGAAUCCUGAAUGGAAACUUCCAGACAACUGCAGUGUGUUUGUAAACACAAUAAAAGAUCAAGCCCAAAAGGAUAUGGCUUCACUCAGUGUAAUGCAACAGGAGAAUGCAGCAUUUUCCUCAUUGUACAGCCCAAUGCCAAGCCUAGGCAUUGGUGUCGGAUAUGGGUUCAGCAGUAUGGUGACAAGUAACGCUACCCAGAGCACAAUGACCACUCAUGGACAUUCUCACCCAGUACAGCUUCCUGCUCGUCUUCGCGGAGCUCUCACCAGCAUUGAUGGACCUCUGUAUACCUCAAGUAUGGGCAGCUUACAGAACUCGACAGAUCUUCUCAGUAGUGGACUAAGUGCAAUUGCAUCGUCGCGUUUUAUUGAUGAGGGUACACGGGAGUUGAUGUCUGCUGAUAUGAGUUUCAGUGCUUUGUAUAUGCAUGAAAUGAGAAAUAGACGUACAAGGCCCAGUGAAAAUUUGGAAGACAUUCGUACACGUGUUCAGUGGCAGAGACAGGACAGCAAUACACCCCAUAAUUCCCCUCAUACCCCUUCUAUGCCUGAAAUAGUGGAAAAACCAGUGGAGGAAGAAAAGGAAAUUGACACGAGUGCUCCAGAUGAGCAGCACAGGAUUACCAAGUCAUGCUGAAACCAUCAUCAACAUUUGGAAAGGGGCAGGUCAUGUUGAAGAUGAGAAGCCAAUUUCUUGGCUCUUUAUAUUAUUUACUUGCCGAUGUCAACUGAAUUAAUAUUAUCCACACAGAAGAGCAACACAUGCUAUGUUCAGCCAAGCUGAGGCAUCACUAUUUCGCAGUAGCAUUCAUAACACAAAGUAAAAAUAAAUUAUUAGGUCUUUUUACUUUCCCCCAUUCUGGCAAGAAUUGUUACUGUCAGAUAUUGUGUGAUAUGUUAUGUUCUUACUGCUGUUAAAGCACUGACAUGCAUGUAUUUUCCACAUUCUUUUGUAUAUGUUUUGACCAAUAAUACUGGAUGAAAGGCUUCUCAAUGAUUGAUAUAUUGAUUUACACUUUUGUAGAUCCUAAUGGAUGCUAGUUACUGAAAGAAUGCAUUAUUAAGAUAAACAAGCAAUCUCUUUGGCACUGUAUAAGCAAAUACCCCAUGGAUGCAGUACAACUGCAUUUCACCUUGCCUGCACAGUUCAUGUUAGUAUGUGUCUUGGUGAAUUGUGAAAGCUCACAAGCAAAAUAUCUUAACUCACUGCAGAGGGACCUGCUGGGUCCAACCAACUUUGAUGUUGUCGUAUAUCUUCACUGGAGCGAUGAAAUUGAUGAUAAUGCGUGUUUGUCUUUGGUUACUUUUGCGAUGCAACAGUAUCUAGGCAACUUGUUUGUGCCCAAAUGCUCCAAACACCUUUUCAUGCCUAAGUAAGGCUUGCAGAAUGUUGAUGAUAUUCAUGAACCUCAUCAAUUGUAUUGUCUAUUGGGUCUGAUGGAGUUGUUAAAGAUCAAACACACAUUUUAAAGUAGUUUGUCUUUCUAUCAUAUUGUUCACUGGUAUGUUUCUUUAUGAAAUUUUUAAUCUAUCGUGUACAGUUAUGGUUUUAAAUAUAAUCACAUAAGCUGUCUGACUGCACUUCGAAGCAUAUUGUGUGACAGUAAGGACAGUCAUUCUUGAAGUUUCUGAAUAUAUUGUAACAAUUAAAUUAAAUAUCACUAAAUGCUCUUAGCGUUGUACUCAUAUCUUCAUGGAUGGCUUUUGGUGUUGAGACUUUUUCUCUGCAAGUACUUUGUCAGAGCAUGUUCACCCAGUUUGUCCAUUUUUCAAUGGUCACAGACCAUUGCUUACUUUACUGCCUUGUCACAGCCUGGCAUUUUCCUCAAAUGAAUCAAGUUUUGAUGGAUAUACCUCUAUGACAUAAUAUAAUGUCCACAACAAAAGAUUUCACAAUUUUGUGAUUCCUAUUGGUGAUUAGAACUUAUGAAUUAAUCCUCGUAUAAAGGUUGCUAAUGUUUUAGGUAGGAUCUAAAUUUCCCAUGUAUAAAUAGGUUGGGCAUUUCAAACAUACUCUGAUCAUGAAUGUCGGAAUUUAGGGGUUUUUUUAUUUAUAAGAUGGGAUCCUGGAUGGGACUCAACCCCAAAAAGUAUGAGAAUCUUUACUUUACUAAAAAGUGUUAUCCCAAAUAUAACAUUUGUUACACUUUUUUUAUUACUUGCUCGUGAAGAGAUCACCCGUUUAAUAAACAUACAGCUGUAUUACACAUUGUGUAAUACUAAAAUGUGUGCUUAUGUACUGUGGGAACAAGUUCCAUGACCUAAUAUUAAAAGCUCUAAACAUAACUUGGCUCAUUCAACGACAUUGCGUGUGGAAAUGAUAGAUCACUGAGAGGAGCUUAAGCACACUCGAUGACCCCAGCAACCUUGUUGCUAGGCUGACGUCACAUGGCAUUGUUUUGAUGAUGGAUCUUGCUGCAAAAUUCCACAAAUUACGUCACAGUGUAUUGUGCUGUGAUUGUAAACUUUGUGGUGCAGGUCUCCGUUCCACAUCAAGGUGGGCCUUGUGUUGCAUUAUUGUGCUGAAGAACACCGGUUAUGUGCUGUUGUAUGCAUUUUUUUUGUGUUCGUGAUUUGAUGAGCAGUCUGAAGUUAUUAUUGGUGGCAUAUGUAUUUAUAAGAAAUGAUUUCAAUAUGAUUUUGCGAUAUAUGGAGUUAUAAAUGUUAAAACUGGUAUGCACUUAGGUCUUUAUGUUUAUAAUUCCAUAAACGUAAAACCUAUAUUGAAUUCGAUUCUUAAUGAUUUCUAUUAAUAAUGUGAAUAUAGAUUACGAUUUAUUUGAAUAUAUAUACUUGGAAAAUAACAAUUUAAAGAUUUUUAUCAAAAUUGAAAAAAGAAAUGCUGUGUCUAACCCUUCUAUAAUCUCCAGUCCCUGUAGGCUGUCCCCUAGGGCCAGGAUUGUGAAAUAAAUUUUUUUUUAUUUCAACAUUAAUCCAAUGUCAGGAAAUUGUGCUUCAUAAUAUGCUCAUACUUGUCGCAGUUGUCUGUGUAUUCAGAUGGAUGAGUGAGUUGGAUUUAAUGGCACUUGAAACAGUUUGUCAUUUAUUUGAUGUCAUCUCACUAUCAGACUCGUUGCAAUGAGAAAAGCUCUUUUAGUUCGAAAAAACAUGCUAGGUGGUCAAAGUGUAGCAUUGUACCCAAAUCUUGAACAAGCUGUUUUGGUGUAGCAUCAUACCCGACCCAUACCCUGGCUAUCUCAGUGUAGCACUGUACCCGACCCAUAGCUGUUUUUCCUUACUAAAACAGUGGUGUAGAACAGUACCCGAACCAGGACUAGGCUGACGUAAUCUAAUGCAGUGUCAUUCCAGAACCAUGGCCUGACCCUUAAACAUUGUACAUGUACCUGAACCACAAAAUGGCUGUUUCAGGCCUUCACAUCUUGAACAAGGAUUCUUCAUGUAGCAUUGUCCAGGACAAUGCCUGGCUGUCUGGUUGUGGCUUUCUACCCGAAGCAUGAGUACCCCAACUGUGACCUGUGACCUAAUAGGUACUCUUUCUUGAAAGAACCAGGUUGUCAACUGGUGCCUUUGCUAUCCUUAGAUUUUUCGAAAUUAGAUUUUUCUCUGUUUCCAUGGAAACAAGUUAGACUUAGCUGAAGGUAGGUGUUGUUUCCAGAGCAGAACUAAAAAACUAUUCAACGUUUUUCACCCAAACUUGGUACAUGUAUUAAUCAAAUGCUAAAGUGGUGCCUUUUGCUAUUUAGGAAUUAAAAAAAAAAAUCCUGUUUCUAUGGCAAGAAGUUUGACUUUAAAUCCUAUUUGUGUGUUUGUCCGGACCAUGACUCUAAAACUAAUAGGUACUCUUUCUUGAUUCUGUGCACAGAUAAAGACCAGGUAAAUAAUCAUGCCUACCAGAUGUAUCUGAGGCAGAUGUAUUUCGUAAAAUUAUCAUCUGUCUGUAUUUGCUUCUGAUUUAAAUGGCAUCUCCAAAAACUGAAGUGUGUUUAUGAUGACAACAAUAAGGUAAUACUAUACUGUACUAAUUCUUUCAAGGUUUAUGCUUAGUGUUAAGGAAAGUGUCCAAACUUACGUCAUCCAAAAUGUCAUAUCUACAUCUGGUUGCCACAGGCUCAAUAGCAUGCACAGCUGCCUUAUGCUCACUUUAACUUCUUUCUACAUCAUGUGUUCCUUCAUAGGAUACACCUGGAGAUUAAAGGUUAAACGCCCCAGAAAUGUUUUAAUGACAAAUGGAACAAGUGCUGGAAUGAAUUUACUGAGGAAAUGGUCAUGCAUGUGUUCUGUGAAAACAACCCUCUGACUUAGAUUUUAACCAUGAUAUUGUAGCCCAACUGCAGGGUCUAAGUAUGUAGCUGCCAAGCUCAUACCACAAUUUCAGGUGGCCAUUUCUGGAUAAAAAUGUCAUUGGAGAUAUUUAAUUAGAGACAGAUAAAAGAAGUUAGAUAAGUUUCAUGUUUCCACUGCUUUAACUGUUGUUUAGUCUCUGGUUGAUGGUGAACCCAAGACUCUUCCAUGAUUACAUAUUGCUCAACAAAAUCAGCUUCAAAACUUCGUAACUUGUCUUGAAAGGUGAUGAACCUGGAGCGUUUCUGAUAAGGUCAGAAGCCUUGGAACCUUGGCUGAAAUCUGUGUUAUGCCCUGUCCAUUCCUCAGAAUCUUUUCAACUCUCUCAGUAGAAAUUUAUACUGUUACACAGGCCUCAAAGUUGCGACUAAAACGGUCACCAAUUCGACCUAAAUUUCAAUUUGUCUAUUGUCUUAAAUUCAGAGGUAGCGUUUAAAAAUAUCUUGUGGCGACUUAAUUCUAUUGCUUGACACUUGUAGACACAAAAGUAAAUAACAGCUGAUUGUGGAAAACAUGUCUGCUAAUAAUUGUACAUGUGUAUAAGUCCUCCUUAAGUCGACAAUACACAGAAAUACAGAAACAUUAAUGUAAUUAGUAUUUUAUUUCAGUUGACAAUGCUCAUUGGAUAAGCAGGGAUAUACCUAAAUAAUCUAGAAGCAUAAAUUGCAUCAUUGUUUGAGUCACAAAUAACAAAUCAAGAACAGUUUCCACUAAUAUACAAUUUCAAGAUUAGUGCUAUGACUUGUACAUAUUAUAAUAGUUAUUUGAUAAAAGAUAAUUUCAAAUGCUUUUUGCUACUUACAAUAUUGGCUUGACUUCUUGAUUUAACCACUGGCUACCUGGAGCCAUAUGCCUACUUGGUAAAAAUUUAAACUUUGAGGCCUGCUGUUUUGCUACAUGAAAUGUGGUGUGUCAUUUGUACUCAAUCAUAUCACUAUAAUAUCAACAUAUAUA